Messenger RNA from Saprolegnia parasitica CBS 223.65, 1524 nucleotides. RefSeq lists its product as hypothetical. The transcript is spliced from 2 exons. The coding region runs from base 1 to 1524 and encodes 507 amino acids. The record is from RefSeq and is a predicted model, not a curated record. Lineage: Eukaryota; Oomycota; Saprolegniomycetes; Saprolegniales; Saprolegniaceae.
AUGAAAGGCGUGUACCCGCUCGACUUGAGUGUCACGCACACCGCCCGCCUUGGCUUUGCGUCCAACUCGAUCAUGUACAUCCGCGGAAAUGCGCUCAGCCAUGCGUUCACGUCGGAUCGAUCCGACAACUUGGCGAACGCGAGCAUGAAGUCGGCAGCGUUGACGAACCUCGGGUAUGCCCCCGCACGCACCAACGUCGACGUUCGCUUGAUACAAGACCUUGUCUUGACCAACACAUUGGCGGCCCAGACCCACACUGUGCAAUUUUACCGGAUUUUUCCAAAGAGCUUUUGCACCGGGUGCCACACGGUCGCCGAGCUUGGGUUUGGGUCGUGCAACAUGACGUUUGUGUACAACGACUCGGCCAAAGUGGUCAGCGUGACGAAGAGUGCCAACCUGAUCGGGUCCGUCUACAAGGUCGGCUUGUUGUUGCCGCAGUCGAUGUUUUCAUCGGCGUCCCACUACGUGAAAGCGACUGCGAUCGUGUUUGCGGUGGGCGGGUACCUGGCGAGCCGUCGGACGGUGCAGUGGAAAGAGUUUGACGCGACCAAGCUCGACUCGAUUUUUGCCAAAAUUCUGCGGAUUUUGUCGCCAAAAGUGUUUCCUUACCCAAGUUGCGCGCUUCGCUUUGACAUGUUUUGCUACAAUUCCGACAUUUUUGUCUUUUUGUUUGCGACCGGCGUCAUUCUUGACAUGGAAAACAGCUUGUACUACCUCAAGACGAUGAACAUGUACAACGCGCCGGCGCCCAUUUUUCGCUACUCGAUGCAGCUCUACGGGUUUACGACGCGACUGCUGUGGUUUAACUGCGCGCUCCUCAAGCUGCUUAAGAUCCUCUGGCACGUCAUUGGGUCGGCGAGCUUCAAUGGCGAGAGUGCCCUCAUGGCGUUUCUGAACCUUCGCAACGUCACGUCGCUCUACAUGAGUGCGAUCUUGCUCUUUUAUGUACCGGCGUUCAUCGAUUACAACAGCAGCGUCACCAUGACACUCAACAACCCCAACGAGUGCCUCGAUACGAUCCACGUUGAUGCGUUCGAGAGCUACUACAUCCGCGCCGUACCCGCCAUCGCAGUCGGUCUCGUGGUCAACGUCCUCUUGAUUGCUGCGUUGGACCAUAUGGUGCACUUCAACUACUGGCAGCGCGUGUCCAAGAACUCGCUCGCGCACCAAGCCAUCUUCAACAGCAGCUCGAUUCUAUGCGACGACCUCGACGGCAUCGACAUGGACGGCGCGGCGGUGGUGCUCCAUUGCAAGGCGCGACGACUGAGCACGCUGCAGUGGUUCUUUAUGAGCCACAUGAUUAUGUUUGGCCUGCCCGAGAAGGAACUCCGCGCCAAAAAAAAGUACUUGGUCCGCGGCCACGACCAACCGGACCGCGAUGCACCCAGCGCCAGCACGGGACGCUACAUGGUGGUGCAGGACGGCGACCACCAUAUGCACCUCGUCGAUGAAAAUCUGAGCGAUGUGACCGCCCUUGUGUACAACAUCAAGGUGCUCAAGGACCUGCCGAUUACGAUCGAGUGA